AGGCGGAGGCCGCGCUCUCUGUGCCGGCCCGGCCUGUGGUGGUAGCGGCGGGGCCCGGGACUCCUCAGACAUUGCGACCAUGGAGAUCGGCACCGAGAUCAGCCGCAAGAUCCGGGGCGCUAUAAAGGGAAAAUUGCAGGAGCUGGGGGCUUAUGUUGAUGAAGAGCUCCCUGAUUAUAUUAUGGUCAUGGUGGCCAACAAGAAGAGUCAGGAGCAGAUGACAGAGGACCUUUCCCUUUUCCUAGGAAACAACACUGUCCGGUUUACUGUAUGGCUACACGGUGUGUUAGAUAAACUUCGGUCUGUAACUACUGAACCUACUAGCCUAAAGUCUUCAGACUCUAACAUCUUUGAGAGCAACUUGCCUUCCAGCAAAAGCAGUUCAUGUGGGAGUGAUGAAAGACGGUGUGAGGAAAUGCUACCACCUCUUGCAGUCUCCAGCACUCGGGCUGAAAGAAACGAUUCCAGAGUUUCAACCAGCUCACAAGAGCAGAGAGCUGCUGCUGCCCGGCAGUCUUAUGAAGAUGGAUCUGCAUCCCGCUUAAUGUCAACAGUCAGGCCUCUAAGAGAGUUGUCGCCUUCUGAAGCUGUGAUUGACAUUAAACCUGAACCAGAUGAUCUCAUUGAUGAAGACCUAAAUUUUGUGCAGGAGAAUCCAUUGUUGUCUCGGAAGAAAGCUGUUGUAACUGUAACUUAUGGAUCUUCCCGUCCUACUGCUGAAAUCUACAGACCACCAGCUAGCAGAAGCACGGACGGCCAUAUACACUUACAAAGAUUGCCGCAGCAAGGCAGUCUACAGGGUGGUAGGCAGUUGGACAUGGAAAGCUGCAGGUCUUUGGAAACAAUCCCGCUAUGUGAUCCAGAAGCAUUUGGCAGCUUAGCAGAGAGUUACAGGCCCACCUCCAAACUGAGUGCUGAUAAAAUAAGCAGUGAGGAAGAAAGCUCCAGGAAGAGAAAAUUGCCAGUUAUAAGCUCAGUGGUCAAAGUGAAAAAGUUCAGUAAUGAUGGGGAGGAGGAGGAGGAGGAGGAGGAAGACUAUGGGUUACGAAUAGGAAGUAUCUCCAGCAGCGUGUCUGUACCAGCAAAGCCUGAAAGAAGACCUUCACUACCACCCUCCAAACAGGCCAAUAAGAAUUUAAUACUGAAAGCUAUAUCUGAAGCUCAGGAAUCAGUUACAAAGACAACCAACUAUUCCACAGUUCCACAGAAGCAGACAGUUCCAGUUGCACCCAGAACAAGAAUUGCCCAAGAUGAAACUCUAUUAGAAGUGAUCCAUGUACAGAGCCGACCUUCCAGAGUGAGCGCCCAGGUUGAGGCAGAAGAACCCGAGGAACAGACAUUAGAAAGAAUUCAAGGAACUCAACAAACGCAGCUCUUUUCCCGACUCCAGACUGAACCGUUAAUUGAAGAAACUUUGCAAAUGACUCAAGAUUAUUAUGACGUGGAGUCUGUGGUCCACACUGAUACUAGAUCAUUUAUUCUGAAAAAACCAAAGCUAUCUGAGGAAAUAGUAGUGCUACAGAACCAGGAAUUGGGAAAGAAGGCUGCAGAGGCAAUGCGGGCACUUUCAGGACGUCUUAUACAGACAAGAGAGCAGCUUGCACAACCAGAAAAGCCUGCUAGUCCCAAAUUCAUUGUGACACUGGAUGGUGUGCCCAGCCCACCAGGGUACAUCUCUGAUCAAGAAGAGGAGGAGAGCUGUAUAACUGAAGGAGUAAAGCCAGUUACCCAAAAUGCAGCUGCAAACAAGGGAUUAAAAAGCUUUCAAGCACAGCAGAUGCAGGUUAUAAGCAGGCAGCUGGAGAGCCCUUAUGUGGAGAUGGAGGAAUUGACUGUGCUGCAGAAACAAGAGAAAGUGCUUGAGCGUUGCAAGUACUGGCCUGCCUGUAAAAAUGGAGAUGAAUGUGCAUACCACCAUCCCACAUUACCAUGCAAAGUCUUUCCCAGUUGCAAAUUUGCUGAUAAGUGCCUGUUUAUCCACCCCAACUGUAAAUACGAUGCAAAGUGUACUAAGUCAGACUGCCCUUACACUCACGCCAGCCGACGAAUCCCAUUGCCGCCUCCCAAACCAGCACCACUACAAGCACCACCAGCAACCUCCAACAGUCAGCUCUGCAGAUUUUUCCCUGCUUGUAAGAAAAUGGAAUGUCCAUUUUAUCAUCCAAAACACUGUAGAUUUAACACCCAGUGUACAAGACCAGACUGCCCAUUCUACCAUCCCACUAUUGCUGUACCUCCACGUCAUGCCUUGAAAUGGACUCGAACUCAAACCAGGAACAGUACAUAGGCCCCUGAUAAUCUGACAGUAGAAGAUAAAGGCAUGGUACAUUCAGGAAGAAGGCCACAGAAUGAUUCACUCACUAGCCAAAACAAAGCUAGCAACAAGACAUUUGUCUAUUGUAUACACUCUAACCAAAAACCACUUGCUUUUGACAAAAAUUAAGGCUUGCUGCAUCUACUAUGCUGAUAAAUCAAACAGGAAAACAUGUCACUUUUCCGCUGUAAGAAGAGUAUAUAUUAAAACCAAAUAGCUCAUCCUUCCAUACUGUUAGGGCUUGCUAUCCACUUACAGCAUGUAAAUAGUUAUUUGGAUGCCGUGUGCUGUUUUUCAGGUGGUGCAGGUAUCAGCCAACAUUAACCAGAUUUCUGUAAUUAGGGUAACUCUAGCAACUUCUGAUUAUGCUCAUUGUUAAGAUUUUUGUUCUAGCUAAAUACUGACUUUAUUGGUGCAUAUGUUCAGUUACUCAAAAGGCGUGCUAAACUAAGUUGCUCUUCCCCCAACCCCUUCCUAGAUCCAAAUAAUGGUGUCGAGUGAUUAUGUGUUCAAGAAAAAUUGAGCCAUUUAAGGUUAAAAUGAUUCAAUACAUUUGGCUCAUUUGUUCUCCCCUCUACCCUAACCUUUUCCACAUCUUGGCUCUUUUGACUACAAUAGGGUCAUGUUUAAGUCUGAGAUGAUUUUUUUAGAAUUCCAGUCUGUGCAUAGGAUGUCAAUUCUCUUUGUUAAUUUAAAUACUUUUCAGUAACAGAUGGAUUCAUGGGUAUCUAGACUAGCACAUGUUAUUCUUUCACUUGUAUAAUGGGUUUAAUAGUUUUUUACCUGUUCUUUUUGCGGAAACAGACUAACACGGCUGCUUCUCUGAAACCUAGUUUUUUAAUAUAAAAAGAAAUUAUCUUGUGGACCUUAAAGGUAUCCUAGAGCUGUAUUCAUUGCAAACUAGAAAGUGAACCUGUAUGACUGAGGGGCAGGAUAAAAAAAAAAAAAAAAAGAGUGUUGGGGGCUCAGUACCCUCUUUUAGUGCUGCAUAGCUAAGGGAAAGGCACCUUUCCCAAUGCCGUUAUAGCCUCCAGCCCCCAUACUUAUCCUGCAUACUUCCAGAACAACUCUACCACUCAGCCCUUCACAUUCUUCCUUCCUUCCAGGUUUUAGAAGGCCAUAGCACACAAGGCAUUUUUCUGUACCAAUGGUCAAUUAUAACGUCCCAUAGGCUGUUGGCCCUUGUAUUCACUGCAGAAGAGUUUCACUUAACAUGGCACCUAACUGAUUGAAAUUACACCACUAACAUUAGUGAGUGUAAACCCUAAUUGAGGCACAAUUGACUUGUGUGUCAGUGUAAACACAUCCCACUAACACGACUGGUGAGCUGUCAGUUCCCACUGCUGUCAAAGACAAAAACUCUCUUCAGCAAUGAACCUCCUUAGUUUGCUUGUGGAACAAGAACUCUGCCCCCACAGAUCUGCAGCUAAGAUACUAUUCUCCCCAGCUCCAAAUGGGGGCAGAAAUGGGGGAACAGAUGCCUCAGGAGUUUAGGGGUAAAAGGAGUGUAGAUAGCCGCUGUUCACCUCCUGCUACAGCCCCCGUGGUGAUUUGUGGUGCAUUGUGUGCUGGUAUUUGUGCUCUGAUGUACCUCUGUGGUUCCUCAGUGAAAAAGUAUCAGCUGGCAAAUUAGCAGUGGAGUGGCACAGCCAUAGCAUGGGCACUACUGAAGAUGGUGGUCGGGGAAUGGUUAGUGUGAGAAGAGGAUACUCUGGGAAAGUAGGGGGUGGGUGCAAGUCACAGGCUGAAGAUUUUACUGGGGGAUAGUGGGCAUAGGAUUUGUGGUAGAUGGGGAGAUGCAGAAAGAUGACUUUCAGCUGGCAAUUUAAAGAGGUUCAUUAGCUAAAGGAGCUUUUGAUAGUCAUCCCAUCUGAACUGGUGUAAGGCAGCCUUAGCAUGGAUACAAGGGCAAAUCUUACACUAUGUUCAGAUGUGUAGUGUAGCUGCACUGAAUCAGUGGUGGAACACAGGGUGCAAAACAACAAAUUACUACACUAACAAUUGAUUUUUCUAGCAUAGAUAAAUGCUAACUAUUAAUUUUUAAAUAAUAAUAAUGGGCAGUAAGAGUAAAGCUGCAGCAUGAUUCUGAUCUCACAUCUGUCAGUCAGGUGCAAUUCACCUGAGUCAAUGGUGUACCCUAGCACAGACCCUAGUCCUAGCACCGUAUACUUUAGAACAGCAGCUGUGUGGUUAGUGAAACUAUUGUACCCUAGUGGUAAUGGCAACAAAUCAUCUGUUCCAAAUCUUGCCUGGCUGAGACACUUGAUAUUAGAUCAAUACAUUUUUCUAUUGCGAAAGAUGCUCUAGUUAGAUAUAGGAAACACAUUGUAUAAGAUUAUUUGUUGGGUCAAUAGUGUUGAAUAUUACUAGAGCCCUAUCAAAUUCAUGGUCCAUUCUGGAUAGUUUCACAGCCAGAGGGUUUUAAAAUUGGUCAGUUUCAUGAUUUCAGAUGUUUACAUCUGAAAUUUCAGAAUGUUUUAACUGUGAGGGUUCACAUCCAAAAUGGAAUGGG
Gopherus flavomarginatus (Mexican gopher tortoise) is the source of this 4826-nucleotide messenger RNA. RefSeq names its product zinc finger CCCH-type containing 14 (gene ZC3H14). NCBI's taxonomy places the organism in Eukaryota, Metazoa, Chordata, Testudines, Testudinidae. The record is from RefSeq and is a predicted model, not a curated record. Gene Ontology annotation, biological process: regulation of mRNA stability. Bases 80 to 2287 code for a protein of 735 amino acids. The transcript is spliced from 18 exons. Gene Ontology annotation, molecular function: poly(A) binding; metal ion binding. Gene Ontology annotation, cellular component: nucleus; cytoplasm.